Messenger RNA from Carica papaya (papaya), 1725 nucleotides. RefSeq names its product BRCT domain DNA repair protein. NCBI's taxonomy places the organism in Eukaryota, Viridiplantae, Streptophyta, Magnoliopsida, Brassicales, Caricaceae. The record is from RefSeq and is a predicted model, not a curated record.
GUCACCGGUCUAUCCAAAGAAGCGAGGGCACAGGUCAAGGAAGCGACAGAAAGAUUAGGUGGUAAAUACAGUCCCAAUCUUCAUCCCCAAUGUACCCAUUUGGUGGUUCAGAGCUUUGCUGGACGCAAGUUCGAGCAUGCUUUGAAACAUGGAGCAAGGAAUGGUCUCUUUGUUGUUACACUGGGAUGGUUUGUGGAUAGCGUCAAGAGAAAUGUUAGGUUGAGUGAAUCUCUGUAUGCUGUCAAGAAUGUUGGAGAAAAUGGUAUGCAUAUGGAUGAGCUAAAUCAGUUGGUUGGGUUCGGCGGUAGUGAUUAUUCAUGUCUUCCUAGUGGUAUUCAUGAAGCCAAACAAGUUGACAUGAUGGAGAAAUCGCAUCUACGAUUUUCUGGAAAAGAAUCCAGUAUAAGUAAGGAUUUAACUUUGUCUGGAAAAUCUCUAUAUGUGGAUUCAGAUAUUUCAGAUGAAUUGCAGUGUAAGGUUUUGGAGGCUGCUGCUAAGGAAGGUGCGAAGCUUGUGGAUCAAUGGUCUGUGGGCUGCAGUGUGAGUUAUAUAGUUUGUGAAGGGACUUCUGUCCAAAGAUAUCUUGGCCACACCAGCUAUCUUGUUACACCACUCUGGGUUCUGAAAACGGUGAAAGAGAGGUAUGCACGGAGGCUUGUUCACAUAUCUGCUGAUCUGGCAAGGCAGGUCGGAAUGAAGCUUGAAAAUCUUCAAAGUUGCACUAUUGAGGAGGAGGUUAGUGGGGAGAAUGUCCCUCAAGAUGCAAAGAGCUUUAUGACCAAAGCAACCCAUGAAGAAAGGCAACAUAUUGUAAAUUUUGCAAAAAUUGGGGUUAGAAACCGUCGUGGUCGUCGAAUGCAGACUUGUCAGACCCCAAUUCGACCAAUAACCCCAAGCAGUCUUCUGGAUUCUAUCUGCUGGACAGUAUCUGAGCCAGCUUCAACUGCUUCUAUCUACACAGAUUCUCUCAGUAAUGAUGGUGCAAGUGAACAUCAUACAUCUAUAUUCUUUGAUGCAAAAGGGGAUGGGAGGGAUUCAGAAGCGUCAUUUGCAAACUUAACCAGGCGACUCACUGAAAGUGAGAAAACUGAAUUGAUAUUCAAAAACCACUUUCUGACAAUAUUGUUUCCCACUGAUCGAUUUGCUGAGAUGGGGCCUUCUUCACGAACAUAUUUCAGCGACAAUGGUUUUACAUGCUUCCAGGUGUUAGAUUACAUCUACACAUUUUAUCAGGAGAACAUGACUACUCAUGAAAUAGAGGCUGCUAUUCACACCGACUCAAGGCAUGCUGAUCGUCUUCGAGCAAUGUACAGCAGUAAAGAGACAGCAGUGUCCAGACAUGUGACUUUCAAACGAAUAGACUUCUUGGGAAGUCGGAAGAGCUUUGAAAUGUUGAAGCGCGUUAGUGGGGAUAACAAUAGUAACGUGUAUGAGCUUGUGAUAAGAGCAUAAAUAUAUGUUUCUAUCUUUGGGAUGUUUCCACAGUAGCAAUUUUUAGAUAAUUGGUGGAAGGAGUUUUCCAAGACAGAAAUAUUUGCCUUACCAAGCUGUAAAUAUGGAGUUUUGAAUGAGGGAAGUCCCAAAAAUGGAGAAAAAAAAGAGAAAAAAGGAAGCAUGGCGUAUUUUUUUCUUGAACUUGUAUAAAUUUAACAACUCAAAUCAUUGAGGACUGGCUGUAAAUUGGAUUGUAAGUUUGGAAUUUAAUACCCUUCUUUGCUUUUUGUA